AUGGUAGUGGUUUUGACUUUAAAAGCCCUUGAACAGUUCAAAUCCUAUUCGUUGGUGAAGAUUGUGGGAAUACUCAAAUCACAUGAAAGCGUUGUGACUAAGGAAACGAAUGUGGUCUCUGGUAUGGGAUCGUUGGCUCUUCUCUCCAAAGGAAAGAAUGUGGAUGAAGAAGAAGAAGAGUUGGAUCUCUCUGAAUGUGAUCUAACGAAUGAUGAAUAUGCUUUAAUGGUCUCCAAUCCCAAAAAGUUUGCUCGCAAAAAGUUCCCUACCACAAUGAAGCGAAACUGGCAAGGGAGCUACAACUCCAAAAAGGGAAACAUUGCUGAUGAUGAGUUCGGUGGUGUAGAAGUCUGGUCUACAGAUUCUAAAGAUGAAGAAGUUUGCAAGCCUACAGAUGGCAGAAAUUUUGUGGCAAAGAAAGGAAACUUUGAGCUUGGUGGAAGAUAUUUGAUGGUGACUGCUGGAGUGUCACCGAUGAGAGGCUAUAUAACCAAAGGCGAAGGUGAGGAAGCAAAGGAAAGAGAAGACAAGUGCUUCGCAGCCAAACCAAUGGGAGAACUGAUCAACGAAUGUGAUAAGUCGAUCAAGAAGAGAAACAUUUUUUGCUUAAUUUCUAAACGUUUAUAUACAAAUAUCACUCAAUUGCAUUUAGACUAUGAAAUCAACAAAAAGAUUCACAAAAUGAUUUUGCCCUUCCUAGAAUUAAAGGAGGAUGAAGUUGAUAUUGAUGGUUAUAAUUGUGAAUCUAUUGUUUCUUCAGAUGAUAUCUCUAAUGCCUAUAAGAUUGCCAUAGUAAACGAAGACAACGCUGGUGGUUGUGAUGAUAAUUUUUGGUCUGCUCCAAUCGAUAAUGCAGAUGGGACUAUCGGUUUAUCAGAGAGAACCUCAUGGAGGGUUAAAGGCAGAUCCAUGGCAAAACCACUCAAUAAGCCUGCAAGUUUUGAUGUACCAAGUACAAGUGGUACCGAAGAGAUUCCAAGCGAACCUGCAAAGGUGGAAAGUGAAACCUCUUCAAUGAAAAAUGAAUCUCAAGACAAGAGACCGAAACCAAAAGUCAAUAUUCACAAGUCUCAAAAGCAACUUGCUGAACAAAAACGCCAGCGAAACAGGAGAUAUCAAAAGAAUCUCAAUGAAAGGAAGCAGUUUUGGCAAUCCCAAAACUCCAAUUAUGUUCGCACAGAAAAGGCGUCAAAUCUCGAAGCGAAAGCACGAUCAAAGGAUAAUUCUGGUCCAUGCACUUAUUGCCAAUCUUGCAGUCAGAUGAACCGAAAAAUAAGUUUUAGUCCCAGAUCAAGUGGUGACAAGAACCAAAAGCCCAACUUCGGUCCUAAACCCCAUCCUACUCAUUCUCAACCAAAGCAUAAUCCUAACAAUAUUGUCAAUGAUGUCAAGGGAAAAAGGAAGCUCAUCUCUAAAGAUAAAAAGGAAACAAAGAAGACGUCUGCUAACCCUAGGAAACAAGAAAAUCAAAAUCAAAAUAACAAUCCUCAACCUGAUUUAAGAAAACCAAAAGAUAAAAAAAAAUCAAUUGUCGAGCAUUUUGUUGACAAAUGGUACAUAAAUAGUGGUUGCUCGUGUCACAUGACAGGAAGAAGGGAAGAGCUGAGGGAGUUUCAGGCUCGAACAGAUGGUGGAUGUGUCAAAUAUAGUAACAACUCAUAUGACAUAAUAAAAGGAUAUGGAAUGAUCACAAAUAGGGAUUUUUCAAUUCGAAAGGUGGCAUACAUGGAAGGAUUGAAACACAGUCUCAUAAGUAUCUCGCAAUUGGUAGUAGGAUCUGGCUUGAAGGUCUCAUUUGAUGAUGAAGGAUCAGAGAUCAUUGAAAAGAAAUCUAAGACGGUUUGGCUAAAAUCACAGUGA
This is a messenger RNA of Lactuca sativa (garden lettuce), 1860 nucleotides long. NCBI's taxonomy places the organism in Eukaryota, Viridiplantae, Streptophyta, Magnoliopsida, Asterales, Asteraceae. The record is from RefSeq and is a predicted model, not a curated record.